Messenger RNA from Coprinopsis cinerea okayama7#130, 405 nucleotides. RefSeq lists its product as hypothetical. The transcript is spliced from 5 exons. NCBI's taxonomy places the organism in Eukaryota, Fungi, Basidiomycota, Agaricomycetes, Agaricales, Psathyrellaceae. Bases 1 to 405 code for a protein of 134 amino acids. Gene Ontology annotation, molecular function: translation initiation factor binding; nucleotide binding. The record is from RefSeq and is a predicted model, not a curated record. Gene Ontology annotation, cellular component: P-body; RNA polymerase II, core complex. Gene Ontology annotation, biological process: nuclear-transcribed mRNA catabolic process, deadenylation-dependent decay; positive regulation of translational initiation; mRNA export from nucleus in response to heat stress.
AUGACCACUCGACUGCGACAGAGGGCCACUGUUGACGAAGAGGACGCUGCAACCCUCAAACUUGGUCCAGAGUUUAACAAUGCCGGUUGCUUGCUGAUUUCCGAAGUCAAGUAUUUGUUGGAGAACAGAGAGAAGGAUGCACCGGAUACUGCUGUCUAUAACAAGACUCUGGACUAUGUGAAGACGUUCGCCAAGUUCAAUACUACGGACUCGGCGAGUGCCGUACGAGAGACUUUGAGAAGGGAGCCCGCCCUUACGCAGUUUGAGACUGCACAGAUUGCCAACUUGUGCCCUGCUUCUGCUGAGGAAGCCAAGAGUAUCAUUCCAAGUCUUGUGAAGAUCGACGACGACCGCUUACAAGCUCUCGUGGAUGAAAUCCAGACAAUGCGCAAGUUCCAGACGUAG